Molecule: messenger RNA, 12888 nt
Organism: Schistosoma spindalis
Lineage: Eukaryota; Metazoa; Platyhelminthes; Trematoda; Strigeidida; Schistosomatidae
Source: the annotation of a GenBank genome assembly
CAUCAAAUUUAUUUUCAUCAUAAAUUUUUACCUACUGCCUAAAUUAAUCUUGAAAUUAGACUUGAUUCUUUACAUUGUUCAUUAUUAUUUUCUCUUUUUUUAUUACAGUACUGAUUCACCUGAUCUAAUUAUUCGAUUAAAUGACCAAGCUAAUAAUGAUAACAAUGUUAGUUCAUCUCAUAUAUGUAAUGUUUUAAGCGUAAAUUCUACGUUAUCAACAAUUGGUUGUAUUCCUUUAUUGGAUCAUAUCUGUCCUGAAAAAGUAUUCAAUGUCAAGGAAUCUUAUGAUUUUAUUACGGGUACUCUAUCAUGGUUUCCAUCUGCUGAUUGUUUAUCUCAUAAUGAAGUGAUUCAUUCAAUUAAAACAUAUUUCAUUCAACUAAAUAUACACUGUUUCAAUAUUAUUGGUAAUCCAAUUACUGUAAAAUCUAUCCAUGAAUUUUUAAACAAUCUCUACUGUUCUACAAUGUCUGAUCAGUCAGCAUCAUCCGUGGAAUGUUGUACUAUUGAUUCUGAACUGAAUAGUUAUCGGAUACCUUUGAUGAAUAAAUGGAAUAAUAAUAAUAAUGCCUUUUCAUCUAUCAAAUAUGAGUUUAAAUUAUCAGUUGAUAAUAUAAAAUUAUUAUUAAUCGAUCAAUCCGGCGUUAAACAUCAAGAACAAAAUGGGAAUGUGUCAGUAAAGAGAAUUGCCGAAAUAGUAUUCUCCGGUUUACAAAUAAACUUCUAUCAUUCAGGUUUAUCAGAUUCAGUAUUAUUGAAGCUUCAAUGCUUUCAAAUUAUACCUUAUCGUAAUUCAAAAUUAUCAACUGAUCAAUAUUUGUUAGGACCUGCUCUUUCAUUAUCCGCCUCAGAUCAUCAUUCUAAUCAGAUCACAUUGGAAUAUCAUUAUGGAUUGAUUGGAUCAUCCAAUUAUUUUCCACGUAAAACUAAUAAGCAUCUUCGGAUUAGUUUAUCCAAUAUUGUAUAUAUACAUCUCAUUCAUGAAUUACAUGAGAUAUUAGUAUGGUUUAAACAAAUUCUUCCAUUAUUAUGUAAUCAGUCUUCUGUCACUAAUAAUGAUCAAUUAUCUAUGGAUGACAUGGAUUUAUUAUUCAAGUGGCCUGAAUUGUCAAUCACUUUCAAUAAUCCACUAAUAUUAAUUCCCUGUAAAUCAAAUCAAUUUAAUCAAUUUUUAUUAAUUGGAACAAAAGUUAUUAAAAUUAAUCAUUAUUCCUCAUACUGUGAUGUAUCAUUGUCCAAUGCCUCGGUUACUAUGAAACAACAUGAAAAAGUGAACAAGUCAUAUUCCAUUCAGUUAUAUUUUAUAGACUUCGGUGUAUUUCUUUACACUAAUAAUGAUAACGUGAAGAUGUUAUCUGAACAAUAUUUAUCAUCGUCAUCAACUAUCUAUUCAGAUUCGUGGGUGAAUUUUUCAUUUUUACUUAAAUUUUGGCUUGACUCUUGUAAAUUGGAUGACAGUAUGUUACCAGCAACCAUACAGAAAUCACGAGAUCAUAUCAUUAUAUCACCAAUAAACUUUUCUGCACAUAUAACCUAUGUGAAAUCAAAUUUUUCAAAAUGUUUUUCCACAUUCAAUUCACGUUUUCAAUCAAUUCGUUUCAAUUUUUCUGAUUUUGUUAUGAUGCAUUCUAUAAUAUUGAAUCAUACCACUGACGAUAAUAAUAUUACUGAAGAUGAUUGUACUAAGAGAAACUUACUGUCUUCAUACCGAUUAUCAUCUACAUCUCCUGCUUCUAAUAUGAAUUUACUGUUAUUUACUGAACCAAUUAAUACUCAAUUAAUUAUAGAAUUCUACAUUCAAACUGUAUAUAUUAAUUUGAGUAAAAUGAAUUGUAACUUGCUAACUAACGUAAUCCAAGAGUUAAAUAAAGAAUAUUGUGAUUAUUGUUGUAACAACUGUAGUUAUUCGAAUAAUAAAUCUUCACAGUCUAAUCAAACAGAAUUAUUUCAGCUUCCUUAUCCUGAUCCAAAUAUCAUUGUUUCUUCGAUGAAAUUAAAAACGUCUAUGGAAUUUGGAUUAUUUAUAAAUUGUAUGAAAAUGAAUAUAUUAAUAUUUGGUGAUUUAGAUAUUAUCCCUAUACCAUUAGUAUUAUUAACAUUAGAUUAUAUAUCUAUUUCAUCUAGUUUUCAUUUAUUAUUAAAUGGUAUUCAAAUGCCAUCAUGUAUACAAAUUAAUUUGAAUAAUAUCCAUUUAAUAAAUCAACUUGAAAAGAAAUUCAAUUAUAAACAACAACAACAACAACAACAGCGACAACAAUUGGGACAAAAUAGAAUCAGUUCAAAAAGUAUUUUAUUAAAAUUUAAUAAUAAAAUUCAAUUAAAAUUCAAUGAUGAUUGUUUAAAUACAGUAGUACAAUAUAGAAAACAUCAUUUAUCAUAUACUGUUAAUGCUGCUGCUGUUGCUGCUUCUGAUGAUGAUAGUGUUUGUGAAUUAAAUCAAAUAUCACCAAUUUCCUUGCGUAUUAUACUUUUAUCUGAUGAACAUCAAACAUUUUGUCAAACUAAAUCUUUCAUAAAAUUUAUCUGCAACACAAUUGAUAUUCAACUGUACUGUGAACCAUGGAUAUUAAUUUUGGACUUUUUCAAUUUGUGCGAUUAUAAGGAGGAAACUACACAAUUUACUUCAGAGCAAUUUCAUCAAGAUUUAUUUCAUGAAUCCAAUUCCUGCGCGCUAGUUUCUUCUUGGAACAAUCCGAAAAUUGCUGUUCUGUUCGACAUUUAUUCUCUUUACUGUUUUGUUAACAAUUCAGAUCAAGAAAAAGACAAUGAAAAGGAAUGUCAGAAUAGUCCUCAUCUCAUAUCUAACAAAAGUGAAUCAAAUAUUGCUUUACUCUCCCUAAUUAGAACCAAAGCACAAAUUAAUUAUUUCAUUACAGAUAAUGAGAAGUUCUCAUCAUUUAAUCUGCCUGUCAACUAUUCUUAUUUGGAAAUUAAAGGCCAAAUAUGUGAUGUUAAAUUACAAGCUAUACAGGAGAAACAUGCUAACUUAUAUCCAACACGGUUCUUGACUAUGCCACAAUUGUGUUAUCCGAGUAAUAUUAUAAAUGACAAUGAUAAUUCACAGUUAUCCUAUAUAACUUUUCAAUUUAUUAAACCUGCUAAGCAUUUUCAUCAGCGUUUAUCCAAUCCAACUGUCAGUGUUGACGAUGAACAAGAUAUAUACAUUUCAAUACAAUUACCAACUGUUACAUAUGUACACACACAGUCAUUUUUAACGAGUGUCAUUGACUCGUUGUUUAACUUUAAAGAACAUUAUGAUUUUGUCAAAGGAACAAGAGCUGCUGUUAAGGGCUUUCAAAUUCCCACAGUUCCUUCCAUAUCUUCACGUGUACGUGUCAAUGUUUCUGGCGGUCCAUUAAAUCUUAUUAUUCCAAUUAGCUCUUAUAGUUCCAAAGUACUUAUUGCCAAUAUUAAUCAGUUGAAAAUCAAUAAUAAAUUUUUGUGGAAUACAAAUCAGGAAAAUGUUCCUUGUGAAUCAAUGUUUGCAAAGUCGAAAGCCAAUGAGAAAUGUGAUAAUCGUUAUUUCUUUUCAAAUAUCCGGUCUUUGAACAAAAAUGGUCUUCUUGGACUUUUGGAAUGUUCUAAUCUGAAUUCAGAAGAUCUUGAUGAUUCUCAACCUAUGUUGAUCGAUAGAAUAUUUAUGGAAUUUUAUGGUUUUUCUUUAUAUUGUGCAGAACAAACUAGUUUAUUUGAUCCCGACUUUAUAAGGAAAUCAGAUCAUAACUAUAACAAUUCGUAUGUUCAUUUACCAAAUCAGUUGUUCAUACCUAUUGGUAGAGUAUAUCCAUCUCAUUCCAAUAACACCACUUUCUUUUUCAAUCCUACUGAUUGUGUUAAUUUAAUUUUGGAGCAUAAUUUAACUUCUGGUAAAAUCCCAGAUUGGAAAAUAAGUGGCGAAUUCACAAAUUGUCAACUCCAUAUAGAUCAACAUACAUACUGUUUAAUUCGUGGUGUAUUAUCACAUAAUUUUGGUGAAUAUUCUAAUCCUAGUGUCGAUACAAAGAAACCAUUUCUUGAAUCAAAUAUAUGGACUAAGUUUGCAAUUGAAAUCCGUUUGAAUUCAGUUCAGGCUACAUUGUUUGAUUCAUCAAACUCAUCUGUUAUUAUGAAUAAUAAUUCUACUGUUAAUGCAAAUCUAAAAGAGAAUAAUCUUUUUAAUAACAAUAAUGAAUCUAAUCAGUUUGCUAUAAUCGACUUUUGUGAUACACUGUUAACUUAUGAAUAUUUUUCAAACCGAAGUACAUCUAUUCAACUUCAAUGCUACGAUAUAAAUUUAUUGAAAACUCAAAUUGACAAAGAUAAUGAACAAAAUCAGUUUAUUUUAAAAAGUUUAUCAACAGAUUUAUCUGACCAAUUAAUUGAGAAGGAGGAGGAGGAGAGAGUAAAGCAGACUCAUGAGACAUUGGUGAAAACGCCGAGACUUUUUAUUUGUUCCAAUAGUUCUUUGUUACAAUCAACAUUUAUAUUCUCUUUAAUGAAACUUCAUUUAAUUUGUGACUGGGAUUGGUUAUUACGUUUUCAAUAUUUUCUCUUAUCAUCUCCUUUACCGUCUGGCAGUGAAAAUUCCUCGAUUGUUUACACUGUACAAAAACCUAUUUCACCUUGUAUCGAUUGUAUGUCCACGACGCGAACAAUUUCCAAAUUGCAGAUUUAUUCUGAUGAAUCAAGUUCUAAUCAUAGACCCGAGUUGAACUUAUCUUCCGGUGUACUGAAUACAUCUUUACAUACAUGCAUAGAAGAUUGUGAAGCCUGUAUACCAUACGAAAAAUCAUGUUUUCUCAUUAAAUCAAGUGUACGUUUCUCACGUCAUACAUCAAAAUAUUCAAUAUCUGAAAUACUAAAUGAUGAAAUACACACUGAUAUUCUACAAUUUUGUUUAUAUUCUAAUUCAAAAUCAUUGAUUAUUAUACCUAGUCCAUUAAAAUUCUAUUCUAAAUUAUAUCAUCACUUGUUAAAUAAUAAAUCAUCCUCUUCAUCUCAAUUGUCUGCAUCAUCCACAUCAACAAUUUCAUCUAUGAAAGGAACAUUUAUGAAUACUGGAUUACUUUGUUCAUCAAAUAUUUUUAUUGAAUAUCCUCCUUGGCAAAGAAAUUUAUUACAUGUUAAACCAGCACAAUUACAGCUUCAAAUGUCUUUAGCUGCGCCCAACAUUCAUAUUACAUCGAAUUUUUCAGAAUUACAAAAUGCUAUACGAUUUUUCUCUUCUCUAAUGAUGAUAAAUACAUCAGAGAGUAUAUCAUCAUCAGUUGAUGCUCACACUAAUAAUGCCAGUGAAAACCGAGAUGCUGUGCAUUUAUUGCCAGAUGUACAAUCGUCAAUAACAACUUCAAAUCAAAAAUCAUCAUCAUCGUCAUCAUUAUUGGCAACAUUUUGGCCAAAUAUUUUUGCUGAUUAUAUUUCAAAACAUUUAAUUAAUUUCGAUGUUAAAAUUGCAUUUUCAAUAUGUCUGUUUGAUACAAUAUCAUCAAUUCAAUCUUCAUUGUUAGCUGAAGAGAUCCCGUUGAUAAAAUUUUGUGUUGAAAAUAUGAAACUAUUUUGGAAGCGAUUAAAUUUACAAGCUACACUGGAAUGCACUGGGAUUUCAUGCUUUUAUUAUAAUCAAAAUCUAAUUGCUUGGGAACCUGUACUGGAACCAUGGAGUUGUUUAUUGAAUUGGACUGAAAAUUUUGAGCAAGAUUUCAGUAGAACCAUCUCUUUAAACUGUUCAUCUCAAUGUAGUUUGAAAUUGAAUCUAACAGUUCCAUUAGUGCAAAUAAUUCGUCGUCUACUAAAUACAUGGAUCAAAGCACAACAAUUUCCAAAGUAUGAUGCAAUACCAGUAGUAAAUCAACAAGACCUUUCAUUUUUAACUAGUCAAAACACUGGUUCAUUUAUUUUAAUUAAUGAAACUGGAACAUAUUUACGAUAUAAAUUGAUAAAAAAUCAUCAGUUAGAUUCAUUAUUCAAACCAGUAGUUUUAAUACCGGAUAAAUUAGACGAUAGUACUGAUGGUGAUUCUGACGUACUUGGUCCAGAUUCACGUGUAUGUUUACCAAUAAAAAUAUCAUCGUUUGCCUAUAACUUAUCAACAAAUACUCAACAAAUUAAUACAAAUGUAGAUUCUAUACAACUGCCUAGUUUAUCAGUACAAAUAAAUGGUUGGAAACCAAUUUAUCCAAUAUCUCUUGAUCGAUUAGGCACUUAUUAUCGUGUUAUUGAACGAUUGAAUAAUGCAGAACCUGAAAUAUUGAAAAGUGAACAGAAUGAAUGUUGGAAAUAUCAUUUACCAAUAUUUAAUCGUUUGAUCAUUGAUAUAGUUCAUGAUCAGAAUUCACAUUAUUCGAUUUAUUUAAGAUCUGGUUUAACAAUAACAAAUGAUUUAAAUCAAAGUAUUAAUAUUGGCUUAGAAAUUACAUCACCGAAAUCAUCAUUAUCAUCAUCCUCAGCAUUCGUAUUGCAUAAAUCAUCAGAAUCAGUAAUCAGUUCAUCUGAUACAUAUCUUAAAAAUGUAUAUUAUGAAUCAAUAUUAUUAUUAACAGUAUGUAAACCAAAAUGUACUUAUUCUGUCCCAAUUAAUAUUGUUGGAUUAAUGUCAUUAGGAUUAGGAAAUUUAUGCUUUUCUCCAACAAAAUCAGUUAUGAAUCGAAAAAAUCUUUCUUCGUUAUUCAUGAAUAACACUAAUGAACAAAAUAAAUAUACGGAUAAUUUAUAUGAUUGGGCUAGUGUUUAUCAUCAUAACAAUGAGAUAAUGACCGAAGAAGAACAACUACAGUCUACAUAUUCCUCUUUAAUUCCAACCACUACAGUUUCAUCAUUGUCAUCAUCAUUAACUGAUUUCGUGGAUAAACGAAGGAAUUCAUCCGUAAGAAUGGUGAAUUGGACAAGUUUAAAACAAUCGGAUGAAUUGUUAGAAGCUAUACUGAUAUCAACAUGUCAACUUCCAUCAAAUUCACGAGCAAUACAUCAGAUUAGUUCUUUACAACGACUUCAACAGACUAGUACUACUACUUCUACUUCUGGACCAUCAUCUUUGAAUAAAGCAUUUCCAUCGAGUUUAAAUAACAAUAACAAUAAAUUUCAUAUUUGUGUAACAGUUGUACGUGAUCAAUUUCCCUUGGAUCCUCAUUGGAAUAAACUAUAUUCUAAUCAAUGGUAUUCGAAUUAUAAACAUUUGUUACCAAUCACUUUACCAGGUCAUCAUAUUACUGUUGGUCCAGUAUUAAGAAUUACGAAUUUAUUACCAUGUGAAAUGGUAUUUUUUAUUUUUGAAACUGAUAUUAAUGGUACAUUGGGAUCGAAAGAAGAAGCAUGUGUCCAUAAUUUAAUUCCAGUAAACACCAUCAAAUUCGGUAUUCAUUUGGAUGGAUUUCCAAAAUGCGAUCCAUUGUCUAUUCCAUCAAAUACUUACAAUCAAAAAGUGCUCAUUCGUUUAUAUGAUACUUUGGGUCGACCACUAGAAUUACAAGUCCAUGUUUGUUCCAGAGCAUUUGGUGCACGUCAUUUAACUGUUAGUCCUGUUAUAUGUUUAUUAAAUAAAUCUGGUAUACCGUUGAUAUUUGCUCAGUCAUCAUCGUCAUUAUCAUCUAAUCAACUUAAUUUAUCAUCACAAACAUCUAUACUAGCUGCUGGUCAAAUCGAAGAACAUGAACAAGCUUGUGCUUUGAUGCCGUUACUUUUUUCAUUUGCAAAUAAAUCUGAAGGAUAUCUACUACGUGUUCGUAUAGGGAAAGGGUAUCAUAGUGAGAAUGAUGUUUUACCUAACAAUGAAAAUGAUCAACUUCUGACUAAUAACAUAAAGCGUUGUACAUGGUCACCUGGAAUAUCUUUAGAUAAAUCUGGUGUAGAUGUAUUGCAGUUGAAAGUGUACACUGAAAAUAAUAGCUUAUCUUCGGUACGUUAUUUAGGUUUUGAAGUUAACACCGGUCAUGAUCCCAAUGAUUCAUCACUGUCAACUACAACAAUGGUCACAUUUCGACCACGUUAUAUCAUUGAAAAUUCAACAAAAUAUCAAUUAAAUGUUACACAACGAUAUUGUUUAAAAACAGCUAAUAAUUUACCUGCUUCAAUUAUCGUUUAUCCAAAUCGUAGUCAAUCAUUUCAUUGGUCUAAUGAUGAUUUAGAUCGUCUUUUAUGUAUGCGUGCUGCGAUUAGCACUUCAUCAUCAUCUGUUGUUCAUGAUCAAAUGACAACAGGAAUCAAUAAUCGAUCUGAUGAUUUAUGGACAAUGUGGUCUGGUGGUUUUCAAAUAGAUCAUGCUCAUUCAUUCAUUAUAAUGUUAAGACUGAAUCGUUUUCAUCAAAUUGUUGAUUUUCCACAAUCGUUAUUCUUUCAUGUGAUUAUCACUUUAAAAUCAGGGACUUUUUUUGUAAAAAUUCAACAUUAUCAUGGUUUACCACCAUUUCGUCUUGAAAAUGUUAGUUCAAUUUGUGUUUACUAUUGUCAAUUAAUUGAUUCAAUUCAUUUAAUGAAUACAAAUUCAAAAUUACAACAUAUUAGUUCGUCUACCUCUGAUAAACAUAUUCAUCAGGGUGUAUUACAUCAUUCCAUAACAUCGAUUCAUGAUGAUGAAUCUAUCAAUAAUAAUGUUGAUGAAAUUAAUAAUCAAAUUCUUGAUAAAUGGGAUGGUGGAGCUUGUCCAUCGUUUUUAAUUCCUGGAUCUAUAAUUCCAUAUGCUUUAGAAGAACCAUGUGGUAGUUCAUCUAUUAUUUUUAGUGUACAGGAUGAUAUCAGUGAAAUAUUUAACUUAGAUACAAUGGAUGUCAGUAAAAUUUUACGUUAUGAUAAUUUUGUUUACCUUACUUUAUUUGGACCAUUAAUGGAUUAUAUUGUCCCAACAGAAACGAAAACCGAUACUGAUUCACUGCGUAGAAGAAGUUCAUCAUUACAUAAUCUUGUAUUCGACAUACUUCCUGGAUCUAAUUAUGUUGUUUGUGCUAUCAAGUCAUCAAGGCGUCAUUCACAAUUAUGGAAAUUAUCUGAUGAUGGGUUAAUUUAUCAUGAAAAUACUUCAUUUUUGACCCCAUCAUCGCCUAAGUCCGCACGAAAAAGUUCAAAGAAUAAACAUCAAUUUGUUUUAGAUAUAAAUCGUAAAGGUGAUCCAAAUGCACCAUCGAGUAAUGAUCAAUUGGUUAGUAUCAAUGGAUUAAUCGAUCCAGAAACUCUAAAACAUUUUGAAGUUGUUCAACUUAUUAUUGCUAAGCCGAGUAAACAACGGAAAGCCUAUCAAACCUGGAGAAUCGAUCAAAAUGGUCUUUUGGUCAACAGUGCCUUGUUUUGUGUACAAAUUCGUCGUGAUCUAAUGGAUGUUAUGUCAUCUUCACAAUUAUCAUUGGAUAAUAGUUUUGAAGAGAGCAAUAAUGAUGACUUAAUGAAUUUAUCACAUCAUAUUUCAUCAAAUCAAUUAAUUUUAUUAGCUGCACGUCCACGUCCAUUAGCAACACGUUUAAUUAGUUCAUCUAUAACAUCAGCAAUUAUUUUACCAAUAUGGCUUCGUCCCGGUUCCGGUAGAUUACGUUUAUUCACUUAUCUAGAUAAAGCCACACGUGUUUUACGUAUUGAAGAUGAAGAUAUAAAAAAUACUGAAUUAACUACACAAAAUACAGAUUAUGUAAAAACAAUUUCACGUUGGGGUAGAAGAACAUCAUCAAUAACAUCACCAGGAGAUCUGUACUCGCAACAUGAAUCAUCAGUAUGGGAGGACUCGUCGUAUCAGUCAAAUUUGUGUAAUAGUAUUAAAGCAAAAGAUCAUCAUCGACUAGUGACUAAUUUUAAGGCUAAUUUAACUCUGCCUAAUGGAAUUGGCAUUAAUGUUAUAUCAUCAUUUAUGGAAGAACUUAUCUAUAUUUCACUAAGUGAUAUAAAUUUAUCACUGAUUCGAACUUAUUUUGAUUUAUUGACUACUAAUACUACCCCGAAUACUUCACAUCUUGUAUCAUCUAGUGAAAAUUCAAUGUUUAUGAUGAAACAUUCUAAUAGUUGCUGUAACAUUUUAAAUGAUGAUCGUUUAUCAUUCAUUACACAUCAUGGUUUAAGUUCGAUUGAUCUUGCUCAUCCACCGGGUAUCUCACGAUCUUCAUUAAAUGAUGACGAUGAGAGCUACAAUAAUAAUCUUACGUAUGAGCAUGAAAAUGGAUCGUGUCUUCCUAAAGUAUCUGAAACAUUUCAAUUACUUAUUGGUCAUUUUCAAAUUGAUAGUCAGUUUACUGGUGCUCUUUUCCCAGUACUUUUGUUUCAAAGCAAUACAAAAUUAGUGACUAAUGAUGAACAUCAUCUUCAUCAUUUGAAUGUUGGUGCUGAUAAUGAAAAAUUAAAAAUGAAUCCAUUUCCAAAUUAUGCUACUACAACUACUUCUACUACUGAAUUUACACAAAUGAAUGAAAUGAAACAUUUAUCCGCAUUAAAAAUCACUUAUUCACGUGAUAAUAUUCAAAAUAAUUGGCCAAUACAUUUAUUUAAAAUAUUUCAGAUUGAUAUAAGUCCGUUGAAUGUACAAGCGGAAGAAUUACUUCUACUUAAAUUAAUCCAAUUUUAUCAACAUGCUUUUGAGGAGGAUACCGAUACUGAUGAACGGAAUAAUUCUUAUAAUCACCACCUUGAUUCACAUCAUUACUCGCAUAAUUAUGACGAUAAUGAUCCUUCUGUUUUGAAUUCUUUAUCUGAUUCAUUUACUAUUUCAUUACCUCACAAUUCAGAUAAAAAGAAGUACUCAAUGUUGCAUAACACUGAAUCAGAAAAUAAAAUAUUCUGGUGUGAUCGAUUUAUAAUUAGUCCUAUACAUAUGAAAUUAAGUGUACAAACAGCGAAAAGUUUAUUGACUGAAUCAUAUUUAGCCGGUGCUAAACGUUUACUACCAUCAUUAAUGAGUUUUACAGGUGCAGAAAUACAAUUAGACCCAAUAGAAAAGCUGUACAUGUUGGAAACUAUUCCACAGUUAAUAAAUUAUCUUAAUACAUAUUAUCGAUUACAACUACGAGCGCAUGCAUUGAAUAUAUUUGGAUCAGUUGAUUUUCUUGGCAAUCCAAUUGGUUUAAUUAAUGAUUUAAGUUCAGGUAUAUCAGGUCUGGUGGAACUAGAUGUCGGUGGUUUAAUUCGACAUGUUGCACAUGGUGUUGGAGAUAGUGCAGCAAAAGUUGCUGGAAGUGUUUCUCAAUUGCUAACUGCUAUAUCAUUAGACGAUAAACAUGAACAAGAACGUGCAGCCAUACUGGGUAGUCGUAUUGACUCGUCUUCAUUAUUACAAACAUCACAAUCUAUUUAUAAUUCGAAUUAUUAUGAUGACAGUGAAGUGUCUUCCAGUGGAAUCGAUGAAUCAUUAGAUGAUUUUGAGUUGACUUGUCAUGACAUAUACACUGAUGUGAAAUCAACUCCAUCGACAUAUGGUUCUUCAUCAUCAUUGUCCUCACCGCCAUCAACAUCACCAACCAUAAUAUCACUUCCACAAUAUCCGAAGCAAACUCACCAUUCAUUUGAUACAAAUCGUUCUGUUACAGCUCCUUUAAGUGCUGGAGUUCGUGGCCUGAUGCAUGGUAUCGUUGGUGGAAUGACAUCCAUUGUUACACAGCCUUAUCGUGGUGCAAAAGAAGAUCAGUUAAGAGGUUUUGUCUAUGGUGUUGGUCGUGGAUUAUUAGGUACAGUAACAAAACCAGUUGGUGGUGUGUUCGAUUUUCUAUCUGGUAUGAUGAGUUCAAUUAGUGAAGUUGCACGUCCAUCAAAUUUAUAUCGUCCAAAACGAUGUAGACCACGUCGUGCUAGUUUAUCAAAAUAUUUUUCACGACCAUUAAUUAUUUAUAAUUUAGAUGAAGCAAUAGCUCAAUUACAAAUUCAUCAUCUUACAUUAUUCAAUGUUACACGUCGUUAUUCAUUAAAAAAUUAUUAUUCAUCUUCAUUGAACACCUUUAAUUCUAUGGUUAAUUCAUUAAAUACAUUUGAAAUUGGUGAAGUUCCAAUGGACAAUACUAAUACUAACACUACUACUACUACUACUACUACUACUACUACUACUACUACUAAUAAUAAUAAUAAUAAUAAUAAUAAUAAUAAUAAUAAUGUGAAUGAAUUCGAUGAUACAAAUAAACUGUCUCCUAUUAACAGUUGUAAAUUAACUGAUCUUGAUUUAGCUUAUUCAUUUAGUCGUAUGUUAUAUAUUUAUGCAUUAUUACCAUGUAAUAAUAGUCCAGAAGCUUUAGCAUCACAUCAUCUUCGUUAUUUACUUUAUUCACCUGAAUCAAUAUUACAUAUUUUACCUAUACAAUUAAAUGGUGUAGUUGUAUUAAUUACAGAUCAAGCUGUAUGGUGUAUACGUGAUAAUUCAUUACAGAAUUGGAUUAUUUCAAGAAAUCCCGUCGGUAUUAAUAAUAUUAAUAGUAAUAUCAAUAUAUCGGAUUCGAACUCAUCUGUUACAUCACAUCAAACCGCACCAGUAUUUUUCCUAACUGAAAAUACGACAUUAAUGUUCAUGUUGCAUUAUCAUCGUCUAGAUCAAAUUUAUGUAAUGCUUUCUCAGAAUACUAACACACUUAGUUCUGUGUCGACUUCUGAUGUCAAUACUACUACUACUACUACUACUUUGAAUACUCCUACCACUACUAAUUCUCCUGUUUAUGUUGUUUUCUCAGCUGAUUGUGGUACAAGUAAACAACAAUUACGUUGUGACUACUUAACUUGGGGUUUAGAUUUAACAUUACAAGUAAGAAAUGCACAAUUUCGUUUUGCUCAGGCUAAUAUGCGUGUGAAUCGUUUAGAUGUAUCAACUAACAACAUCUCAUCGUCAACUCUUUCAUGUAAGAAUAAUAAACAACAAUUGACUACUGUCUGUUAUAAUGUGCCUCAUUUUCAAAAUCAUCCUGUUGCAUUGGCUUAUAGUCCAAUUUGUCACAGAUAAAUUGAAACUAUAUAUAUAUAUAUAUAUAU